GAUUGUGUGUAUGUAUACUAGGCAUGGCAGUGCAUGCAUACAACCCUCCCAUACAAAAUAUACAUAGUGACAACAGGCAUAAGAUCUUAGUACGAGGACAGUUUCGAGCAUAAAUUGGAGGAUAAAAUUGAUCCUAGUGGAGUUGAAUGAACAUCACCAUGCCUCCAAAAGUGUCCAGGAAAGCAAACUACAGCCUCCCCGAGAGCCGCUUCCUCGUGGAAAAGUUCAAAACGCAUGCCGCAUACUUCGAAAGCAACUGGAACAACGGCUCCCGCUUCGAGAAGACUGAAGUCUGGCAGGAUAUCUAUGACCAAUACCGGGAGCAGUUCCCGCACAUGGACCGGACCGCCCUCGACAUCCGUCGGAAGCUGAUCAAGCUCCGAAGCGAGGCGAAGAUGAUCAUGCAGCGGGAGCAACUGAAGGCACAGGGGGCCAACAUCCACGAGCUCCUUUCCGACAGGACGAUGAAGCUGGCUGUGUCUCCAGGCCACAGGAUGAUGAUUAAAGCCAUGAUGGGUGAAGAGGAUUGGUCCGCGGAAAACGGAGACUUCGUGGAAUACGAGGUGGAGUUUGAUGACGAUGCUGAGAAUAACAUCGACUUGGAGUAUGUCACAGAUGGCGAUCAGGAAGCAUCUGGUAGCACGAAUCCAGAGAAGAUCAUCAAGAAGCUCUUCCUCCCUGGAGCCAACCCUAUAUCCAUGGCAUCAACAACUCAGAAGCACAGCUCCAUCAAACACCACGACUAUAGUUGCCCUGAGCCAUCAUCGAAGAAGAGAAAGCAGCACCAUGUUAACGAGGCGCCCGCUUCCUCGAAUCCAACCUCUGAUGUCUUGCUGGAACUUCAGAAGCAGAAGCUGAAGAUGGAGCGGAGGAACUUGUCUGUCGAGUGGGAGAACCUUCACCUGAUGCAGAGGAAACUGAAACUGGAGGUCAGGCUCCUGGAACACCAGGUGGCUGAAAUAGAAGGAUCCAGCGGAGGCCAGGCGAAGAAGCUGUUCCAGAGAAGUGAUGGAAGCGUGAAAAGCCAUGGGGAUGUCAUAGGAACAGUAGAUGAGGAAGAGACAAUUGCCGAGGGUGAUGAGGGUAGCAGUGUACAGGAAAACGGACAGGAGAAUGGACAAGAAGUUGAGCAGGAAACACAAGUGCCUGAUGAAGAAGCCAACUGACUUGUUUGAACUACUAAUAGGAAAGAUCAUUUUGAACUGACUGCUUGAUAAAAAUACAUUCCAAAUGAUGCUAUGAUAUGGCAAAGUAUUGCCCUGAUGUUAUUACUAAAAGAAAACGGUUAAUGAAUAUUAAGAUGUGAUGACAUAACCUGAAGUUGGAUAAAUAAUCUUUGUAGGUUAUCAAUCUUACUUUUAACAGGUUUCUAGUUCAUUCGUUGUUGAACAUGAUUUAGCUCGUGAACAGAAAAUUGAGAGCAGAUAAUUUGGCACAAAAAGAGCUUUAUCAAAUAUGCCCUAGCCCUACUACCGGGAAAGUUGAUACAGUGUACUGUAAUUGCAAAGUCAAAUGUUCCUUCUUUUUUUAAGAGUUGUGUAUAAAUUUCAUUCUAUCAAAAAUCUAA
Messenger RNA from Lytechinus variegatus (green sea urchin), 1567 nucleotides. RefSeq lists its product as uncharacterized. The coding region runs from base 147 to 1166 and encodes 339 amino acids. Lineage: Eukaryota; Metazoa; Echinodermata; Echinoidea; Temnopleuroida; Toxopneustidae. The record is from RefSeq and is a predicted model, not a curated record. The transcript is spliced from 3 exons.